This is a messenger RNA of Aspergillus niger, 462 nucleotides long. RefSeq lists its product as hypothetical. The record is from RefSeq and is a predicted model, not a curated record. NCBI's taxonomy places the organism in Eukaryota, Fungi, Ascomycota, Eurotiomycetes, Eurotiales, Aspergillaceae. The coding region runs from base 1 to 462 and encodes 153 amino acids. The transcript is spliced from 4 exons.
AUGGAAAGCAACUUUGACGCAGCCUUUGUUCCUUUUCCCAUCUUCACUACCGCUUCGUUACUCUACCGAAGGGCAACCUAUGCGGAAGCCAUAGCGUCUCUCGCCUAUCAACAAGCCAAACCGCCCAAUAGUCCAGUCCCAAACUACUGUGGCUGCAGUGAAAAUACGAUUCUACAUAGCAUCCGGAACAUGGCUCCUAUUGAGCUAUACCUUGGACGUGUCAUUUCCCAACUCAUGGCCUGUUGGAAGCUGGGAGGUUCGGACAUGCAUUACGGCUGGAGAUGGGUGAAAUUAAUCAUCCUAUGGAUUCUCUUCACCGUUCCUAUCCAGGACUUUCGUGAUGUUCCGGGUGAUUUGGCCGCCGGGCGUAGAACGACCCCAAUACUUCUGGGGGAUAUUCCGGGGGGCCAUAGCUUGAAGCAUCUACUACUUGCCGUUAGGGAGCUGGCAAGGGAAGGCUGA